AUGGAGGCGCCGGGCGGGGGGCGCGGUCCCGCCGACAGCGCCCUGACGGCGACGGUGGCCGACGUGCACUGCCCGGGCCCCGCGCCACUGCGCCUGCUGGAGUGGAAGGUGACGGCGGGCGCGGCCGUGCGCAUCGGCUCGGUGCUGGCCGUGUGCGCGCCCGAGCCCCCCGUCUCGGCUCCCGGCCCCCCGCCCGCCGGGCCACCCCGCGCCGCACCGGUGGCCGGGGGCUGCGGGCGCGCGGCGCGGGGGGCCGAGCGCAGGCUCAGAUCGGAGCGCGCCGGUGUGGUGCGGGAGCUGUGCGCGCAGCCCGGCCAGGUGGUGGCCCCCGGAGCCAUCCUGCUGAGACUGGAGGGAUGCAGCCACCCUGUUGUCAUGAAAGGGCUGUGUGCCGAGUGUGGCCAGGACUUAACCCAGCUACAGAGCAAGAAUGGGCGGCAGCGGGCACCACUCUCCACGGCCACUGUGUCCAUGGUGCACAGCGUGCCCGAGCUGAUGGUGAGCUCUGAGCAAGCUGAACAAUUAGGACGGGAAGAUCAGCAGCGACUACACCGGAACAGGAAGCUGGUGCUCAUGGUUGACUUGGACCAGACCUUGAUCCACACAACGGAGCAGCACUGCCAACAGAUGUCAAACAAGGGCAUAUUCCAUUUCCAGCUGGGCCGGGGCGAACCGAUGCUGCACACACGCCUGCGUCCGCACUGCAAGGAGUUCCUGGAGAAGGUUGCCAAGCUGUACGAGCUACACGUCUUCACCUUCGGCAGCCGGUUAUAUGCACACACUAUCGCAGGCUUUUUAGACCCUGAGAAGAAGCUUUUUUCUCACCGAAUAUUAUCGCGGGAUGAAUGCAUUGACCCCUUUUCUAAAACGGGGAACCUCAGAAAUCUCUUUCCCUGUGGAGACUCCAUGGUUUGCAUUAUUGAUGACCGAGAAGAUGUCUGGAAGUUUGCCCCCAAUCUGAUAACCGUGAAGAAAUAUGUCUACUUCCAGGGCACAGGCGAUAUCAAUGCUCCUUCUGGGUCCCGGGACACACAGAUGAGAAAGAAGGUAAAUCAUUCUUCUAAAGGUGCCGAUGCCUCAGAGCACAUGCUGUCUGGGAAGGACGCUGAGGAAGGAAAGCCUGCUUCUGGGGCAGAGCAGAGCAAUGGCCUUGGGAAGCCCCCCAUGGAGCUGAACGGCAGCAAGGUGGGGACGGGGGACCCUUCCAGUGGGGACACGCCUGCCCAUGAGAAAGCAGACGAGGGUGACAGCAGUGAGCCAGUCAGUGGGAAGGAGCCCCUGGUGUCUACGGAACAGGGUGGCCGAGCAUCACCAGAGCAGCAGUCUGCUCAUGGCACCCCAGGGAACGAACUGGAUUUUGACUUGUCUAGUGACAGCGAGAGCAACAGUGAGCUGGACGGCCGCAGGUCCUCCUCCUCCUCUGCCUCCAACAGCGACAACGAGGGGAAGAGAGGGCGCAGGAAGUCUAGGGUUGCACGGGAGGGUGCAAGCACCCACCCUGGAGCAGAGAAGCCCACAGGGGUGGCCCCCUCUGGCACCUGCGGACCCAGUGUCCGCCCACAGGACAAAGGCCCUGACCUCGAGGCACCAGAGGAGGGUGAGCAGAGCAGCCUCUGUGACCUGGGGAAUGGCUGCGCUGACCGGAAGGAGGCUGAGACCGAGUCCCAGAACAGUGAGCAGUCAGGCAUCACCGUGGGCGAGUCCCUGGACCAGAGCAUGGAGGAGGAGGAAGAGGAGGACACUGAUGAUGAUGACCACCUGGUCCACCUCGAGGAGAUCCUUGUCCGAGUGCACACUGACUACUAUGCUAAGUACGACAGGUACCUCAACAAGGAGACAGAGGAGGCCCCAGACAUACGGAAAAUCGUCCCAGAGCUGAAGAGCAAAGUGCUAGCUGACGUUGCCAUCAUCUUCAGUGGCCUGCACCCUACCAACUUCCCCGUGGAGAAGACCCGGGAGCACUACCAUGCCACAGCCCUUGGGGCCAGGAUCCUCACCAACCUCGUGCUGAGUCCUGAUGACCCCAACAGAGCCACCCACCUGAUUGCGGCGAGGGCGGGCACUGAGAAGGUGCGCCAGGCCCAGGAGUGUAGGCACCUGCACGUGGUCAACCCCGACUGGCUGUGGAGCUGCCUGGAGCGGUGGGACAAGGUAGAGGAGCAGCUCUUCCCCCUCAGGGACGACUACACCAGGAUGCAAAGGGAGACCAGCCCUGCGGCCUUUGCCGACAGGCAGAGUGCCUUCCAAACGGCCUUGUUCCAUCCCACACCCGUCCACCCCAGGAGUCCACCCAGCCCUGAGGCCCGCAUCUACGACGCCAGCACCGGGAAGCUCAUCAGGAAGGGCGCACAGCGCACGGUGCCACCCCCGUACGCACAGGCCCCUGCACCGCCUGCCUCGCUGUCGGCCCAUGGAGAGCACUCCUCCUUCAGGUGCAGGUGCACACACUUGAGGUUGCCCAGAGCAGCCCAGGGUGCAGCUUUCGUGACAGACCACACGUGGGCCCUGGACCUCGGUGGGAAAAGGCGAGCAGCUGAAGGUGGUGCAGAGUGACAUUGGGGUCUACAGGGAUGGCCCCACUUCCUUUGAUGCCCCUGCCCCACCCUACUCAAGUCCUUCCCAGCAGGAUGGAGAGAAGUGGUCUGCAGUGAGAGCCAAGUAGCCCUUCCGCCCCAGCCUCACACACACCGAGUCUUGGGGAGGUGGCGGCAGGGGGUUGUGACAGGAGGAAAAGACAAGCUCGGGGACGAGAGAGCAUAUGGAGCGGAGCACCAUGCCAACGGAGAGCGGACGAGCUCGCUGUGCUCCACAUGGACCUUAGGUCAGCCCCCAGGCUGAGGUGGAGAGUUACGCAGACUCCCCAGGAAACAGCCUUAGAAUGUGCUUUGAGGUUUAAAUGAGGGCUCUCCAGAUGUUCUGUUUACUUUGGAAGGGGAGGUUGCUUUUGAAUUACUACGCUGAACAAUUGUGGGUCAGUCAUUGCCCUCCUUUCCUGGAAAGACCAGGCUCUUCCCUAGGGGAGCCACCCUCCUGCUCUUGUGCAGCCUAGAACUCAGGGUGACCGAUGCUGCCCUUGGCCCUGAGAGCAGGCCUGGCUGGCCUUCACCGAACAGUGUCAUCCCACUGGAGUAAAUGUAGGGAUGGGCAGCAGCUCAGACUCAGAUGCAUGCAGGGUCACACUCCUCUCUCUCACGUGCUCAAAACAGACAGAUGCCGACAGGUGCUGGUUCAGGUGGAGACACGCCACAAGGGUCAGGAGCAUCUCCCUUGGAAAGGGCAACGCCCAAAGAGGCAGAGGGGUGCUGUGGAGAGAGGCCCAAGGCCUCCAGCACCUGCCCCAUGAAGCCUUAUCCCAUACAGCCCCCACGCCAAGCGGCCCUCGUCUCAUGAGGCCCCCAGACAAGACAUCAGUGCCUUGUGUGCCAUCUGCGUGGGGUUUUCGGCUGCCUGUUAUUUGGAUCCUGAAAGAAUCGUCCCUCAUUGAGUUCGCAUUUUCUUCCACUAAUAUAUUUACUCGUUUAAAUAGAUUAUGUCCUCCAAAGGGUUUUUAGAUUUGGUAGUAGUGUGGGAGCAUUUCCUCAUUUGUGUCUUCUCUUUCUCUUCCUUAGACAUUAGCUCGAACGGAAGAAGCAUUUUAUUUACCUCUUCUCUCCACAUUUCCACCUGACUUUGUUUUUUCACACACUGCUGCCGGGUUUUGCUCAUUUCGUUCUGUUUGGAAACUACCAUUCUUUACUCUCAAGUGCUUUCGUUAGAGUUCUUUAGCAUUUGUAAAAAGGUAUCUUUAUUAUUUCUUUAAGGUAUCACUUUCUUAGUAGAAUGAAACAGUGUUUAUAGCUCAACACUCGUUUAUUGGUUGCUUAAGUUCUAGGGCCUAAGGUCACAAUAGUCUGUGAGGCCAGGGCUGGAGAAGACUUUGAGAUAGUCAACACGCAGGCAACCGGAGCAGCCAGAGAUGUAACUCCCUGGUGCUUACAGUGUUGGCAGUUGAAAUAAAUUGAACUUGAAUUAUAGACAAUGUGUUUGUUUUGUUUAAUUUUUAAAUUACAUAAGUAUUGUAACAAAUAAUGCAGAGUGUAUAAAAAUGAAUCACUCAGUCUCCCCACCCCUCCGUAGCAUGCCUCCUUAGUGUGGUGCGCUGUGUAUACUGCUUUUCCCCUUUCGGUAGCUUCACACAGACACAGACAUGUAGGUACUGCUCACACUGACAGAGUGCAACCGCCCUCUACACACAGCUACAACUACUUCCCAGUGAAUGACUAGCUGCACGACGCCCGUAACAUGAACGCACGAUGAGUCGUCCAGCCCAGGUCCGGUUGCUGUGCUUUGGCUUUAUUUUUCAUCCUGUUUUUGAACAUACAGAAUGUUAGGUGUUAUUCUUCAUAGUUAACACCAGUGGCUCGGGCAUCUAUAAAUAAUGUUCGUCAAAUUAGGUUCAGCCCUGGUGGUGUGAUGGUUAAGAGUUGGCUGCCAUCCAAAAGGUCAGCAGUUCAAAUCCAUCAGCCACUUCUUGGAAACAGUAUGGGGCAGUUCUACUCUGUCCUGUAGCGUCGGUAUGAGUCGGAAUUGACUAGACGGCAACGGACAGUCUGUUGUCACAGUGGAUUUAUUCUGUAUUCCUUCUUUUUUUUUUUUCGAAUUCUUUGGUGAUCAAAUAUUAUUUCAGGUAAAUUCUACAUAUUUUUUAAAGUGUAGCCUUGUCUUAGGACACAUAGAUAGAAUGGAUAUUUGGGCAUUUUCUAUUGCCAGAGCUAUUGCUAAAUGAAUUGCUGAGUAAUUAAAAGUUCAUCUGAAGCAUGUAGGGAAGUCUGUUUCCAUAUUUGUGGAGGGUGUGAAAUCAAAAAAAAAGAGAAAAAAAGUUUUUCAAUAGUUUAUAAUAACUCCAGCUCUUAGGAAAGAUUUGGGUUUUGGAUUAGAGCACUGUAUUUAAUUAACUGUCCCAAAGAAUUCCAGAGGUAGAUGGAUUUUUUUAAAUCUAGGCUUAUCAUUCCCUUUCUUAAAUGCAGAUAGAUUUUAAAAUAGGCUCUCUGUAUUUUUUGUUUAUUACUUUAUAGCAUCUGUGCUGAAGUGUUUUUCAAUCAGAUCCUUCUCACUUCUAAUGUAUUCUAGGUUAGAAAGUAAUUGGGGUGUCUGCAGUGGAGCACCAGGUUCUCAGACCACAUGGAGAACACCGCCAUGCUGUGAGGGGCCACAUGGUACUGUAGGCAAGCCACCCUGAUUUUGCACAGAAGUGGCUGGGCCUAGUGCUCGACCACAUAGAUAGACGAGGGCGCGUGUCCUCUACACGGCCCCCUACAGCAGCUGCAGCACCCGUGGAACCGGCACACCUGCCCUGUGUGGACACGCCCAGUGCCAUGCUCUCACUACUCCUGCCUCUUAGGGAACUCGGUGCUGGCAUGCUUUUUGCUGUUGGUAGUCAGUAAUUGCUGAGUUAAAUUGUAAAAUGCAAAGUUUUUCGUUUGUUAUUGAAAUUGGGAUGUCUUAUAGCUAGAAACCCUGGUGGCGUAGUGGUUAAGAGCUAUGGCUGCUAACCAAAAGGUUGGCAGUUCGAAUCCAUCAGGUGCUCCUUGGGAACUCUAUGGGGCAGUUCUACUCUGUCCUGUAGGACUGCUAUGAGUUGGGAUCGACUCGCUGGCAAUGGACUUGGUUUGGGUUUGGGUAUAGUUGAAGUAUACAUAUAUAACAUGGUAGUGUUAAUUUAAUAACAGCUUUUCAAGAAAAAAGAUCCUUGAUUAAAAGCAAAUAAUAUAAUUAAGAAAAGGCUCACCAACCAAGUGGGUACUCAAGACAGAAAAAUUACAUUUUUGUGUUUCAUAAGGUGAAAAGGUGGGCCUUGGAGACAGGAGUGGUGUUAGUAGAAGAUUGUAAAGAAACUUCUUUUUUAAAAGCUCUGUAUUAAAGACUAUUAAAACAUACAGAGUUAGAACUGUAUGGUACUGGCUCAAAAAUAGAACAACAUACCAAUGUAAGAAGUCAUAUAGACCUACAAGAGUCCUCGUGUUUAUUUGUCCUAUAUACUUGAUGAAGCACAUAAGCCAGGGAGAUGGGAUAGAAAAAGCUAAGGAGCUUUAGCCCUGCCGAGAUGGGAAGGGUGGGGAAGCUUGGCAAACACCCCAGGCCUUCAGCUGGGAUCUUGGAAGGACCAUGCCCUAGUAGUAAGGCAAAACUGAAGUAGAUAAGCGCUAACAAAACCACAGUCACAAACUUUAACAGGACUAAAAUGACCACUUGGUAUUCCAUCUGCCCAAAGAAAAACAACCUUUGGAGUCUUCAUAAUGUUUUAUGUACAAUGUAUAAUAUCCAGUCAGAAAUUACGAGACAUGCUAAAAAGCAGUACCAGUUGGCCAGGAACCAAGAGAAACAAUAGAUGAUAGAAACAGACAAAUAUCGUCUUUUUGGAGUUUAAAAUAAUUAUGUCUUUUAUGUUGAAUAAAAUAGGAGAAAGGAGUAAAAUGAGUGAAAUGAUGGAGAAUUUCAACAGAAAUUGCAAUCUGUAAAAAAUAAGUGAACAUCCUAAAACUGAAAAGAUGAUCUCUAAAAUUAACUGGAAGAUAGCUCAAUAGAAUAUAACCAAACUAACAGUGUCCAGAAAAAAGAGAGUGGGGAAAGCAGAACACCGGAGCUCGUGGGACACAACCUGGAGGUCCAGCACCCAAAUCGUUAGACUCCCAGGAAGAAGAAGGUGGAUAGAGAUAAAGGCUGAGAAACAAACCCACAGAUUCCAGGAGCUUAGUGAGCCACGGCUGGAUAAAUGGGAGAAAACCAGACAUAAACACAUCAUAGUUAAGCUUUUUAAAAGGCAAAGGGAAAAUCUGAAAAGCAACCAGAAAAACAAAAGUGCCUCACCUUCGAAGAAGCAACAGUAAGUCUGAGGGGCCAAUUUUUCAACAGAUUACAAGUACCACAGAACAAUGGAGGGAUAAAAAAAAAACCUACUAACCCAAAAUUCUACACCCAGUGAAAAAAACUUCAAAAAUGAGGACAAGGUAAAUAACUUUUCAGACAAACAAAAUCUGAGCAAAUGUGUGGUCCCUUGACCUGCAACAAGCACUACUACAAGGAAUUCUUCUAGCUGAAGGAAAAUGCUGCCAGACAUGCAGAAAGAAACAGAGAACACCAGAAAGAGUCGACACGUGUCAGUGAACACUGGCUAUUAAGACAGCUGCAGUGGUGUGUGCAGUAUUGUCCACGGUAGGGUCACCUCGAGUGCCUGGCUGGGGUGGUGCUGUCUGAUAAAGCGUGGAAAGUUCAUAUGAUGGCAUGCCGUGCAGUGAUGAGAAAGCUCUGUGUAUAGAAGAACUGGAGGACAUCUGUGACGUGUUGCUGGCUGACGGACACAGCUGUGAGGUAGCAUGUGUAAUGUGAUGCCAUAUGCAAACUUGUAUGGACAAGAGGAGAAGACAUAAAGAGGGUGUACGUCAAACCGUCAGGGUUAGUCACCCUGCUCAGGGGGGAAGGGCUCGCCGUGGAUUAUUAAAUUGUCUCUUGCGCUCUGAAUUGUGUGACUUGAUACAGUGAGCUUUUGAAAACUGUAAAGCUUCUUUAAGCAGUAGAAAAUAUUCCAUAAAAAAUGCCAAUUUUACCCAUUUAAUAUAUAGCAAAAAAAACAAAGAGUCCGAUUAUAUUUUUGAAUGCCACAAAUACAGCAGGGCUAAUAACCUUAAUAUGUAAUAAGACCAAAUAAGUAAAUAAGAAAAACCAUGUAUUUAGUACUACUAAGGCUGUGGAGAUGAGAUUAAUAAAAAUGAAUAGAUAGCAAGCCAUAUAAGCCUGUGUAAUUAAAUGCUCAGUUGUUUGGAACCUGUGCAUGUCCCGGAGGAAUUCAGAUAAGAGAGGGCAGCGAUGGCCAGGAAGUCAGGGAAGCUGUGAGAAAGAGGCAGAUUUGAGCUGAGCCUGGAAGGUCAGGAACAGCUCAGAGAGGGGAAGAGGAUGGCUCUGAGAAGAGGCUGUGCUGGUCCAGCCUCAGGAGGUGGUGGUGUUGAUCGGUGGGCCCACACUGCAGUGGUCCAAACCCUGAGUGGUGGGCGUGUGCUGGGACGGUGGGAGGAGGUGGUAUUGAAUGAUGAGCUGUAUCGCAGGGGCCCCAGAAGCCAUCAGAGGCCCUUACCUGAGAUAGAUUUAGUAUGUGUGUUGGCAGCUGACCUACUGACGUGGCUGUUCGGUGGAAAGAGGCCUCACAGGUUUUGCGGUUGUGCUGUACUUCUUGAGAUCAACUUCAGUUCUGUCAUUUUGUAAAGUAACUGCGUAGUCACUGCCAUAAAGUUGAUAGUGCCUGUUCUUCCUCAAAUCAGUGCUCACAACUGGGGUCAGUUAAGCCCUCCCCCACCCCAUAUUUGGCCAUGUCUGCAGACAUUUUUGGCCAUAGCUGGGAAGGGGUCGGUGCUAGGCUCGGUUGCCGCUCCUCAUCCUGCGGUGUGAGCCCCCAGCCCCAGCAAAGCUGCACGGCCCAGACGUCUGUGGUGCAGAUGUAGGGCCACCUGCUCCACAGUCAGUACAAAGUAAGGACGAGUCAUGGAUCAUGUUUUUUACAUCUUAAAUAGCUCUUGUUUCUUUUUCAAAAUACUCAUCAAAUUAUGGUACGCUAACUUUUUAUUAAAAAGAAAAAUGUCCUUGUAUAAUUAAAUCAUAAAACUAUGAAUGGUGGUGAUUAACAUUUUUAAUUCAUAGGGUUCUUAGUUUUAUUUAGGUAUGCCAUUUUAAAAGGAUUUUCCUGUAGAUAUGGUUAGAAUGGUAGUAUUACCAAAGUGACAUGAUUUAGAGCAGUGAUUCUCAAAUGUUCUUGCCCCGGGACCCCUUUGUACUCUUAAAAAUUAGGGUUAUGUCUGCCCAUAUUUACCACAUUAAAUUCAACAGAUUUUUUUUUUUUUUUUAGCCUAAACGUCCAUCAAAAGUUGGCGAUAUAUAUUUAUUAUGGUACAUCAAUACAAUGGCUUACAACUAUUGCAAUUACAUAUAUAGUCCCUGGAUAAUACAAAUGGUUAAUGUGCUUGGCUGCUAACCAAAAGCAGAGGGGUUCGAGUCCACCUAGAUGCAGCUGGGAAGAAAAGCCUGGAAAUCUACUUCUGAAAAACCAGCAACUGAAAACCCUAUGGAGCAUAGUUCUACUCUGACACAAAUGCAGUCGCCAUGAGUCAGAACUGACUCUAUCGCAACCGGUUUUAUAAAUAAAUAAAUAAAUGCAUCAGCAGAUAUUUUUAAAAUAUUCGUGUAUUUAAAAGUAACCGUAAAAGCCAUUGCAUGUUAACACAAAUAGCAUUUCUUAACGAGUUCUGUUUUCCAAAUGAAAAGAGAUGUUACAGGGGCAUCCCUGUAGUGCCCGACGUGGCUGAGGACAGUGUGUUUGGCUGCUCUGCUGUCAGUCUGCCGGGAGGUGGUGUUCUUGUGGGAACGUGCAAGGGGCAGGGAGGGUCUAUGGGACACCUUGAUUUUGGCCCCUCCGUCUAGCGUCUUACCCAGUUGAGGAGAGGCACGUAUGCAUGUGGGGUGCGGCCCACCCAGAGCAGCCUCCUCGCAUGGACGCUGAGCGUGUGUCCCAGGUCUCUGUGCAUCCUGUCCACUCAGUGCCCAGAGCAAGGGGCUCCUCUGUCUCUAGGGCCCCACACCACAGGGUAUUGUCAGCAGCCCCUGCACACUGAAGGUCAGUGUUCUCCUGACCAGCGUUUGUGGGGACAUAGACUUGUUCUGGCAUUUCUGAAGGGACACUGUAACAUAUUUGUUUUUAGGAAGAAGGACUUUUUUGCCUUUAAAGUUUUUGUCCUUUGUGAACAAAUGAUUUUAAUUUCAACCCACUGAAGUCUGUUUCUUAAAUUUACCAACAAAUUUUUUGUGCCUGUAGCCCAAGUAACUCACAUUUCUUAAGUGCUAUUGAUAGGUAAUAAAUGAUUCUUUUUUAAAUCUUAUGGCUGCCUUGGCACCACCUCGAGGAUAACUAGCACUUCCUGCCAGUUGCUGGGAAGUUGUUCAUCACCGUUCUUCCACAUGCCCCUUGUUCUGACUCUUGUGGAGCCAGUGGGCGCUGCCUGCGGCCACAUGGUCUUGUCACUUUUGUUGAUAAAAGAAGGUAGGUGACAGCUUCCCACAGACAUGAGUGUGGACAUGGCUGCCCUCACCUGGCUCAGCUCGCAGAGAUUCCAUGUUUUAAAUAAGCUCAGAUAAAGUAUAAUGAGCAGGUACUGUUGAUGAAGCUAAAAUGUUGUCUGUAUGUAUGCAUUUGUUUACCUGCCCAAGCGUCAGGGUCUGAUUCAGUGCUGAAAGGUGCAAUGCAAACCGAUUUCCUCAUGUGGGACCUAUAAAAUUCA
This is a messenger RNA of Loxodonta africana (African savanna elephant), 10298 nucleotides long. It is a transcript of the gene CTDP1, whose product is annotated as CTD phosphatase subunit 1. Gene Ontology annotation, molecular function: RNA polymerase II CTD heptapeptide repeat phosphatase activity. The record is from RefSeq and is a predicted model, not a curated record. The transcript is spliced from 11 exons. Bases 1 to 2553 code for a protein of 850 amino acids. NCBI's taxonomy places the organism in Eukaryota, Metazoa, Chordata, Mammalia, Proboscidea, Elephantidae. Gene Ontology annotation, cellular component: nucleus.